Molecule: messenger RNA, 2172 nt
Organism: Chinchilla lanigera (long-tailed chinchilla)
Lineage: Eukaryota; Metazoa; Chordata; Mammalia; Rodentia; Chinchillidae
Gene: Foxd2
Product: forkhead box D2
Exons: 2
Coding region: 413-1120 (235 amino acids)
Source: RefSeq, a predicted model, not a curated record
CCGCCCCACCCCUCCCAGGGAGCUCCGCCCCGGCCCACGGCUCUUCCGCCUUAGGCAGCCGCUAGGCGGGAGGAACUAAUCCCUCGCACCCCCGCUCACCCCUGGGGGACUAGGGCCGAGACCUGCCAGGGUAAGGGGUGAUCUGAGUCCCUUCUGCCUGCGAGCUGAGCGCAGGUCCCAGCUCGGGCUUCCGGGACAGCGGAGGGAGAGGCCGGCCGAGUGCGCACUGCAGGGCCAGAGUGGCGGAGCGGAGCCACCAGGGGGCGCUGCGGAGCUGGGGGACACCCCUCCCUGUCCGCCUCCGUCCCCCGCCCCCUCCCCGUCCGCGCGCAAAACACACUCGCCCCAGAGGCAGCGCGGCCGAGCGGGAGCCGCGGCCCGAGCGGAGCCGGAGAGCGGUGGCGGCGGCACCAUGACCCUGGGCAGCUGCUGCUGCGAGAUCAUGUCCUCCGAGAGCUCCCCGGCCGCGCUGUCCGAGGCGGACGCGGACAUAGACGUGGUGGGCGGCGGCAGCGGUGGGGGGGAGCUCCCAGCCCGCUCCGGGCCCCGCGCCCCCCGGGACGCGCUCCCCCAAGGCCACGAGCCUACCCCGGAGGAAGUCGAGGCGGACGUAGCGGAGGACGAGGAGGAGUCGGGCGGCUGCUUGGACGGCGAGCCCCGCGCUCUAGGCCCGGGCCCCGCAGGCCUGCCCGCCUUCCUCGGCGCCGAGCUGGGCUGCGCCAAGGCGUUCUACCCCGCGUCCCUGAGCCCUCCCGAAGCUGGCACGGCGGCCGGGCUGUCCACCGCACUCCUGCGCCCGGGCCUCAAGACGGACACAGGCGGGGGUGCGGGCGGCGGGGGCGCAGGGGCAGGGCAUAGGCCUUCGUUCUCCAUAGACCACAUCAUGGGCCACGGCGGUGGCGGGGCAGCAGCCCCAGGCGGCGGCGAGGGCUCCCCGGGAUCGCCGUUCUCGGCAGCCUCGCGACCUGGGGGUCAAGCGCAGGUUUUGGCCAUGCUGACUGCCCCUGCCCUGGCGCCGGUGGCGGGCCACAUUCGUCUCUCGCACCCCGGGGACGCGCUCCUGUCUUCAGGGCCCUCCUUCGCCAGCAAAGUCGCCGGCCUCAGUGGCUGCCACUUCUGACCGCAGCGGGCUCGGGGCCGCUCAGGCCCGCACUCCUCAGCCUCUCCCCGGAGCUCCUGUGGUCCCCGCGGAACUCAGGGAGUGUAUUUAUGAAGACUCUCCAGACUCGGGCUGGAGAGUGAUUUGGCACCUAAGGCUUCACGCUCAGAAUCUCCCCAAGAGUUGGGACGAAGCGGGCUCUCGCUCAGGGCCAGGCCCGCGUCUACGGGAAGAGGUCCCGCGCUAAGAUCCCACCCGGGUUUGGGCAGUGAAAGAGGGCAGGGAGAGUCUUCACUUCUUCCCAGCCUCCGCGUCCGCCGCCGUCCGCCGGGCUGGGCGCUGGAAGAAUGCAUUCCCGGCAGAUUCGCCUGCCCAGGCCCUGCGGAUCCCGCCAGGAACACCAAAGGCGCUGAGAGGUCUCCCCUUCUUCCUCUUCCCCUCGUUCUUUCAAUUUUGAGACCCGGCCUGUCCGAUAUUAUAAUUUAAAGAUAUCUAUUAAUCUGCUUUGUGCUUUAAAAAUUCGAUUUUUUUGUUCUGCUUUUCUCCAAGGAAGUUCGUACCCUUUGAAAUCUAAAGCUGUGUCUCCAUGGGCGAAGCUGAACGGAGAGGUGAAGCAGGGUUCUCCACAAUCCUUGCAGAGACCCCAGAGCCCACACCACUGAAGAAAACCUUUCCCUUUCGGGUUGGGGUGCUUUUAAAGAACCUCCUUCUUUCCUGUGGCCAGAGGGGCCAACUAUCCUCAUCCUAAGGCCUGAGGCUCUUCUCCAGGCCCUGCCGUAUUUAUUGUAGUUAAAGGCAGGGAGGUCGAAUGGCAGAAGAGGGUCUGGGUCAGGGACUGGAGAGGUGGGGGAGGGUGGCCGAGGGCACUGAGCAGUGGCCCGGGGUCUUGUAAUCAUGUGUAAAUAUCUGUACAGCGGGCUGCUCCCUGCAUUCUGUGUCCACUGGUGUGCGUUGAUUUAGACUUCUCUACUUAGGGGAGACUGAAAUUGUCCAAUGGUUUGUGUGGAAGAAAAGAAAAAUCUGUCUCUCCCCCGCCUUCCUCAUUGGUGUCAAUCGAAUAAAUGUAUGUGAAC